AUGAGUGGUUAUCGUGGGGUUGCAACCAUAGUACUUGAGGUUGUAGCAUUUUCAGACCUUUGGAUAUGGCAUGCGUUCUUUGGAGUUUCUGGUUCAAAUAAUGAUAUCAACGUGUUAGAUUGUUCUCCAGUGUUCGAUGAUAUUCAAAACGAUCGUGCUCUGGAGGUAAAUUAUACUAUUAAUGGUAAUAAUUAUACUAUGGGAUACUAUUUAGCAGAUGGUAUUUAUCCUGAAUGGGCCACAUUUGUCAAAUCAAUCUCAAAGCCACAAGGGGAGAAACGCAAGUUAUUUGCACAAUACCAAGAAGGGCAAAGAAAAAAUGUGGAGCGAGCAUUCGGAGUGUUACAAGCACGCUUUGCAAUUAUACGUGGUCCAGCUCGUUUUUGGGAAAAGAAGAAGCUUGCCAACAUAAUGAGAGCUUGUAUUAUAUUGCAUAAUAUGAUUGUUGAGGAUGAAAGAGACACUUAUACAGGAAAUUUUGCUCAAGACUUAGAGUAUGAGGAUGUCGAAAAUGGCUUAUCACAACCUCAGCUGGGAGAAGAAGAUUUCGCACCAUACCAUCAAUUUUCUCCAAAGAAAUGCCCAACUUCGAAAUAG
Messenger RNA from Arachis stenosperma, 597 nucleotides. RefSeq lists its product as uncharacterized. The record is from RefSeq and is a predicted model, not a curated record. Lineage: Eukaryota; Viridiplantae; Streptophyta; Magnoliopsida; Fabales; Fabaceae. Bases 1 to 597 code for a protein of 198 amino acids. The transcript has a single exon.